AUGUCCAACCCAUUCCAGAACAACAUCCCACCCUACACGCCCAUGAAAUCCCUGGGCCACGAACUAGGCAUCUUAUUCGGAUUCCUAGUAGCGUGUUUCGUCGUGAUGGGCGUGUAUGUGUAUUUCUGGCGUGCAACCGAACACCGCGAAGACCAACGCACAAAACUCCGCCACCAGAUGCAACGCACCCGCGGUGUGGACCCGCAUCUGCGCCAACGACUCCUAAACCCAAACUACCAAGCAAUGGGCACAUCGACGACCAUCACCGCCGGAGCGGGACUGGGAGCGGGACCGGGCCCUGGCUCUGGCUCUGGCGCAGCACCGGGGUCAGGAUCAAGCUCGUGGCCGUGGCCUGGUAGCUCCACGCCGCGGAUGAUGGCGACUACCACCACGUCUUCCCUGGCUGCUACGGCGUCUGGGUCGGCGAUCGGGAUUGAGAAGGUGAUUGAGCGGGCGGAGGGGUUGGGUUCCUUUGGGUAUACGCCUGGGUCUGGUUUUCCCAAGGGUGGUGGUAAUGGUGGUGGUAAUGGUGGUGGUUCUGGGGAACAAAAGGUGGAGGGGACGGUUGGGAAAUGGGAAGUAGGUUCGGGGGUGGGCUCGGGACUGAGUAAGAGGGGGCUGAGUUUGAGGUCGCAUCCUGUUGCUUCCGCUACUUCCUCCGGGGUUGGGGGAUAUGGUGGUGGGAUGUCUGGGUCGACUCCUGUUAGUCGGAGUGGGAGUCCGGGGGUGGGAGCUGUGAAGAAGAUGGCCGGGGGUGCGGGGGUGGGGGAGAAUGCGGACAAUGGGGUCGAGAUGGAGGUUAUGGGUACGGGGUCGAGAUGGGGUGGACAUUGA
Molecule: messenger RNA, 834 nt
Organism: Aspergillus homomorphus CBS 101889
Lineage: Eukaryota; Fungi; Ascomycota; Eurotiomycetes; Eurotiales; Aspergillaceae
Exons: 2
Coding region: 1-834 (277 amino acids)
Source: RefSeq, a predicted model, not a curated record